Cuscuta epithymum is the source of this 6022-nucleotide messenger RNA. The record is from the annotation of a GenBank genome assembly. NCBI's taxonomy places the organism in Eukaryota, Viridiplantae, Streptophyta, Magnoliopsida, Solanales, Convolvulaceae.
UCAUGAAUUGCCCUAAUCUCCAUCUUCAAAACUCAAUCUUAUCUGUCUUCUAGUUAUUCUCGAUCGUAAGUGGCGGCAGAUCCUCAAUCGUUCCUGGCAGCAAAGUCAAGGAUCCUCAAUCGUUCCUGGCAGAUCCUCAGAUCCUCAAUCGUUCCUGCUAAUCUGUUGCUGGACGCCACAAGGAUUCUGAGAGAAUUCAGUCCUUCACUACCGGCCUCUCUCGAUCGAUUAGCAAAAUUUCCUCUCGCUCCAUCCAUCUACCAGAGGGUUUUAGGAUUUUUGUUUGGUUGCGCAAGCUUCUUGCUCCAGGGAGGAAGAAUAAUACCUUCACAUUAGAAGAGCUUCCUUCAAUCCAAAACCUCACGUAUCACUUCAAAGGAUACAAACACAUUGCUAUGCUAUGGAUAGAAGCUGGAUACAUAAUCCAGACAAAAAUAGUGCUGAAUAUAAAUUAGGUGUUGCUGAAUUUAUUGAAGUUGCAAAGAAACAUGUUAAUCAUCGAGGCCUUGCACGAUGCCCAUGCAGUAAGUGUAAUAACUGUGUUUGGAUGACAUUAAGGCAAAUUGGUCUGCACUUGAUCACAAAUGGAAUGUCAUAUAAUUACACAGUGUGGACUCAUCAUGGCGAACGAAUGAAAAAGAAACAUAGUUCUUCGAAGGAUAAAAUGUUUGAAAGCUCAGGUGCAAAUGAUGAUACUACUUGUGAUAAUGAUGAGGUCAUGGAUAUCAUAAAUGAUUUAUAUCCGUUUGCUGCACACCACCAUUAUGAGAGAAAUGAUGAUAUACAAGACCAGACUUUCCACGAUGAAGUUGUUGCAGAAGAUCAAUAUAUUCCAGACAUGCUUAAUCAAGAGAUUGAUAAGUAUGAAAGACUAUUGAGAGAAGCACAAGAAGAACUUUAUCCGGGAUGUACAGGAUUUUCUGUCCUAACAUCUAUUGUGGAGUUGAUGCAAUUAAAAGUGAAAAACCUCAUGACCAACAAAUGUUUUGAUGAACUUAUGGAUAUCUUGAAGAGGAUGCUUCCUGUAGGGAACAAGUUGCCUGCUAGUCAUCGUCAUGCUCAAAAAAUUAUGAAAGAUCUCGGACUUGGGUAUGUAAAGAUUCAUGCUUGUAAAUACGAUUGUGCUUUGUUUUACAAAGAAAAUGAAGAUUUAGAUGAGUGUCCGGUGUGUAAAGAGCCAAGGUUUGAGUUGAACACCAAUGAGAAAAAAAUUCCAAAAAAAGUUCUACGUUAUUUCCCAUUGAAACCGCGUUUACAACGUUUAUACAUGUCAAUGCAUACGGCGGAUAACAUGAAGUGGCAUGCUGAAGGAAGAGUUGAUGAUGGUGUUAUGAGGCACCCAGCAGAUACAGUAGCAUGGAAAGAGUUUGACAAAAACUAUGAAGAGUUUGCGAAAGAACCCCGAAAUGUUAGAUUGGGACUUGCGAGUGACGGUUUUAACCCAUUUGGAGAUAUAAGAACACCGUAUAGCAUGUGGCCUGUGAUGGUUGUUCCUUAUAAUUUGCCUCCUUGGAUGUGCAUGAAGAAAGAGUAUACAAUGCUAACCUUAUUGAUUCCCGGUAAGCAAGAACCUGGAAAAGAAAUUGAUGUUUAUUUGCGACCAUUAAUAGACGAGUUAAAAGAAAUAUGGGAAAUAGGUUUGCCAACAUAUGAUAAGGUGACAGGUUCUGUUUUUAACCUACAUGCUGCAGUACUCUGGACGAUUAGUGACUUUCCUGGUUACAUGAAUUUAUCUGGGUGGAGUACCAAGGGAUACAAUGCAUGUCCUAAUUGUAAUGAUGAUGGGACUUCUGCCUGGUUUAGUGACAAGGUCUGCUAUAUGGGUCAUCGACGUUGGCUACCACAUAAUCACGUGUGGCGUAGAAAUAAGAAGUCCUUUGAUGGAAAAACUGAAUUUCGUGCAAAACCUAGGAAACUAUCAGGUGAGGAAAUUUUAUCCCAAGUACAUAAUAUACAGUUCAAGAGAUUUGGUAAACACCCUUCUAACCCUGAUAAAAAGAGGAAAAGGACUGUUGAACAGAGAAAUUGGACUAAAAAAAGUAUAUUCUUUGAAUUAGAGUAUUGGUCAAAGUUAAGAAUCAGGCACAAUUUAGAUGUAAUGCACAUAGAGAAAAAUGUUUGCGAGAUCAUUCUUGGAACAAUAUUAGGCAUAGAAGGAAAAUCUAAAGACACAUUCAAAGCUCGUCAAGAUCUUGAAGCUCUUGGGAUAAAAGAAUCGUUAUGGUUAGAAUGGGAUGGUAAUUACUGGGUUAAAAAGCAUCCGUUCUUUACGAUGGAGCCAAAACCGAAGAUGGAGUUUCUGGAGUUUUUGAAAUCUGUCAAGUACCCUGAUGGUUAUGCUGCAAAUAUCUCAAAAAAUGUGGUCUUAGACACUGGAAAAAUAAAUGGGCUAAAGAGCCAUGAUAAUCAUGUGUUACUUCAAAGGUUGCUUCCUGUUGGUGUUCGGAAAUAUCUACCCAAGGAAGUGGCUGACCCGAUUGUUCGUCUCUCCAGUUUCUUCCAACAACUAUGUUCAAAGACACUAUGCAUGGAGGAUAUCCAUAAGUUACAAGAUGAGAUUGUAUACAUAUUGUGCAAAUUUGAACAAAUAUUUCCUCCAGCCUUCUUUGUUUCCAUGAUUCAUUUAAUGGUGCACUUACCAGAAGAGGCCGAAGAAGCGGGUACUGUUACAGAACGAUGGAUGUAUGCAAUAGAAAGGAUGUUGGGAAGGUACAAAAAAUUUGUGCGUAACAAAGCUCGACCAGAAGGUUCGAUUGCAGAGGCUUACGUUUCACAAGAAUCUCUUAAUUUUUGUGCAAUGUAUCUCCAUAAAGUGGAGACACCAUUUAACAAGAGUGAACGCAACUUUGAUGGUGGUCCUAGGCAAGAAAAACUUUCUGUUUUCGCACAAGUGUCUCGACCGAUUAUGAGUUCUUCAAGUAUUCCGUUUUUGAAAAUUGAUAUGGAGGUUGCUCAUUGGUUCAUAUUGAACAAUUGUGAUGAGGUUUCUCCUUUCUUAGAGGAACACAAGGAGUUGAUAAAACUUGAACGUGGUGUGGACAUAGAUAAGAGGCACAGGAAAUUGUUUCCAGCUUGGUUUUGUGAACGGGUGCGAAGAUUAGGGGUUGCAAACUCACCCUUGUACAAUGAUGAGCUCUUUGAGUUAGCAAGAGGGCCUCUUCGAGCAGAAACAUACCAAGGAUGCAUUGUAAAUGGAGUAAAAUUUGUAGUUGCAGAACGAGAUGAUAAGUUAACUACUCAAAAUAGUGGUGUCCACGUACCUGGAGACCAAGAAACGGGUGAUGUUGAUUAUUAUGGGAAGUUGACAAGCGUGAUUGAAUUGAUAUAUAGGCAACGAUAUAGAGUUAUAUUGUUCAAGUGUCAUUGGUAUAACACAGAUCCUACUAAGGCAGGAACAAUAAGACGUGACUACCACCUAAUAUCAGUUGAUACUAAAACUAGGUGGUAUGACAGUGAUCCUUAUAUUCUUUCAACAAUGGCAAAACAGGUCUUUUAUGUAAAUGAUCCCAAAGCGGGGGUAGUUGGAAAGUAGUGAUGAAGAUGAGUCAUAGAAACAUUUAUGACAUACCAGACCGUGAAACCACUCCUGAAUCUGAUGACGACACCGAUGCAUAUCAAGAAAGUUCUUCUGGCAUGCCACUUAUGUCUUGCUCCCGAAAUUAUGACUCUAUCGAGAGUACUCUAUGCGUAGAUGAUGUUCCUCCUAUUUUGAUUGAUCCAAACACCAUUAUUCAGCAUUCAAAGAGCACUAAUGAGGGCAGUGAUAGAGAUGAUGAGUCUUAAGUUGCAGAACUUUGAUGUUUUUUGAUUUAUUUAUUAUCUUUUAUUUCUUAUGUUGUGAUGUGUUUGGACAUGCAAUUCCAGUAUAGAUUUAUAUAUGAUCAUUUUUAUAACUUAAUUGCUAGGAUAUUGUUGUUUUAUAACUUAGUUGCUAGGAUAUUGUUGUUUCUGUUUUUGAUAGAUGAGCGGGAUUUCACAGAAGAAACGCAGCAGCAUUUCAAGGAUCAUACAUACGGCCAAACAACCUAAGAUGACUGCAACGUCUAUUCCUAAACUACCUCAGAUGUCAAAUGUUGAUAAGGGAUCAAGCCUUGUGUUUGACCCUCUGUCAUUAAGAUAUUCUGUGAACAAUCGCAGGUGCCAAGCUCCAUCCCCUCAUUCAGAUCAACCUCCUAAAGAAUUUCAUCAUGUUCCAGCAGUUAAGGUACAUCAAACAAAAAUUGCACCUACUCCAAGUGUCACAGGAAUGUCUAAGCCAGAUAAGAUAACACUCUGGAACACUAAAGUUGGUUCUAAGUCAACUGAAGGCUCAUUUCAGUCCUCUUCAGAGAAAGAGAGAGCUCAACCAACCAUUAAUGCUCGUAGGAGUGUAUUUGCAGGGGGUGUUUCUUCUAGUCAUAAGCGCCAAAAUCCACCUUCUGAUCUCGUGGAUGAUGUUCAAGUUCAUCAUAAUCGUGAAAAGGAAAGAAAAGAGAGUCAGGAGGAGUACACGACUGAUAAAAGCACUCAGAGAUCAUUUAGCGAUGAACAUGAAAUUGAGAAUGAUGCGAGAGAGUUUUCACAAACUGAAGAUGACAGUCGUGGUCGGGGGCCUUGCAAACAAAUUAAAACAUCUCGUAUGGUUCGUCUUAGUAAACACAGAAUUGAAGUUUCAUACAACAAAGUUACUGAGAGAGCAACAAGUGCUGAGAUACAUAGUCUCCUGGUUCAUGAUGUUGGAGCUAUCGUUCGGUCACAUUGUCCAAUGGAUACAGGUUUUUGGGGGAAAAUACCUCUCAAAGAUAGAGAAGACCUUAUGGGUGAGAUCACGGUAAGAUAACUACAUAUGACAAAAUAUAUGUACUCUAUAUAUGUUGUUUUACUUUGGCACUUCAAAAUUUCAUGCUUGCAUUUGGGAGGGUAAGUAUUAUAUUAUUGAUGUUAUUUUUAUUUAGCAAUACUGUGUAUUAAUUUCGGACGAAUUUUAAGAUCAAUUUUGAAGAUCCAGAUAUAAAAGAUUAUAUAAAUAGCCUAUACAAUGGAAGGUAUAGAGAAUUCAAGGCUGAAUUGAGUAAAUAUUACAAGUUAUGUGAGACGCAUGAGAUAGCGCUUACUUCGCCUCCUCCAGAGAUGGUUGAUAGAGAUCCGACUGAAUGGGAAUGGUUGUGUAACCAUUUCAACUCAGAUAAGUUCAAAAAUGCAUCAUCUGCAAACACCUCUAACCGUUCAAAUAAGAAGAACAACCACCGUACGGGUUCACGUCCUUUCUCAUACAUAGUAGAGGAUAUGAUUGCGGAAGGCUCAAAAUUUCCAGAAGUUGCCGCAUUUGAGAUAACUUACGCUGGGAAAGACAAAUGUUGGACAAAUGAGGCAACAAAAGAACAACAUGAGAAAAUGGUUGCAAAAGCUAAUGAGUAUCUUGCAGAAAAGGCCAAAGAAUAUCAGCUUCCUGAAGAUACUCCUUUGGAGGAAAUGCCUAUUGAUGAUCCUGAUAUUGGACUUGAAAUUAUGACAUCUGUUUUAGGUACUACACCAGGCCAUCUUCGAGAUACAAGGGCAACAUCCAAAAAGGUGAAGAAUUUAGAAAAAGAGUUGGAGGGGAACGAGCGGCGCGAAAGGCUGCUGAAGCCGCUCGAAUAGCGGCCGAACAGAGAAUGCAAAACACGUUGAAAAAUGUUGGGCAAAAGUUCAACUCUACUUUACAGUCUUGGCAUCAAUCUUUAAUGCAGGUAGGUGUUGCUAUACCACCAUUCACUCCCUUUUCACUCGAAGAUGAUGUAGAAGAUGAGGCUGACGCUUUCUUGGAUGACUAAUUAGAACAUCAUAUGAUAUUAUUAGGUUAUUUUGAAAGGACAUCUAGAUGAACUAAAUACAUUUGUUAUGUUUUUUUAUUUGACGUUUCACUUUUGGUUAAGUUUAUUUUUUUAUUUGAAGAGUAUAACACUCAACAAUAAUGUUUUAGUUUGUCAUGGAGUUAAUUAGUAAACUUUACAAUGCACAAUGUUUGCUUUAAAUUUAUGUGGCAUGGUGAUUUUUAGUAUUG